UUUGUCAUGUUACUAAUGUUGUAGUAUAAACAUCUAUGAAUUUAAUGUUUUGUCUAGUGUGGUGAAGAAAUGAACCAUACUUCAAAAUAUGAUGUUCUAUUUCUGUCUAAAGUCCUAGUUUCAGUUGCAUAAUUGAUUUGUUUGUUAUAUUAUGUGGUUGCUUUGGGAAUUUACAUUUAGGGAGUUUUCUCUUUAACAGUGGGCUAAUGUUGUUGUUUCUCUUACUUCAAGUUUGUUGAGUUUAUUUGGGGCUGCUGCUAUGUCUCUGAAACCCAAGAGAGUAAAUUUCAAUGAAACUUGGAGUGUUAUUCAAGCAACAAUUCAAGAUGUAAUUACACUUAGGCAUGUACCAAGGUCUGCUUGGAAUGAUCGUUUCAGUGAUGUUUACUCUCUCUGUGUGGCAUAUCCAGAGCCAUUAGCAGAUAGACUUUAUAAAGAGACGAAGCAGUUUCUUCAUGAUCAUGUAUCAAAACUGUUGGUUAAAGUUCAGAAAAGUAGUGAAGAAGAAUUGUUACCCUGCUACCGUAAUACUUGGAUUGAAUAUAGCAUAGGAGUCAAAUACCUGCAGUGUUUGUUUCUGUAUUUGAAUGUGCAGCACAUACAGAAACAGAAACUAUCUGAUGCAGAGAUUAUCUAUGGUAAUUUGUUGCAAGAUGAACCAGAACAGAUGGAGAUUGGUGAACUGGGUUUGGAUAUGUGGAAACAAAAUAUGAUCACACCUUUGAAAGAUAUUUUGGUACAUUUGUUACUUAAUGGUAUCAUCAAUUUCCAAAUGGGUGAUGACAACAACAUUAAGCAUGUUUAUCGUGGUGUUGUCCAGUCAUUUGUUUCUGUUCAAGAAUACAAGAAAAGGAAUAAUUUGAAGUUAUACGAAGAUAUUUUCGAGAAGCCGUACUUGGAAACUUGUGGAGAGCGAUAUAAAGUGGAGGCAAGUCGUUUGCUCCAGGAAUGUAAUGUUGGUCAGUACCUCGAAAAUGUAUGGCAAAGGCUAGAAGAAGAACGCCAACGCUGCUCUAUGUUCCUGCAUGACAGUUCAUUGCCAAAAGUAAGAGCCAGGUUUGUACAGCACAUGGUAACUGACCAUUUGGCGUUCCUGCAUGGAGAGUGUCGAACGAUGGUGCAGCAAGAACAGUGCAAGAAUCUGAGAACAAUGUACUUACUUCUUCGACUUGUUGACAAUGGAAUAAGCGUGCUUGUGUCAGAGCUAUUGGAACACAUCAAGGCAAAAGGACUGGAAGCUGUAGCGGGACUGAAAGGAGAAAAUGUGUACAUGCAGUUCAUCGAGAACAGUUUAGCAGUAUAUGACAAGUAUAGAGGAAUAAUAAAUGAUGUAUUUGAUCAUGAUCAGAGUUUGCUUGGCUCUCUUGAUAAAGCAUGUUCAUUUGUCAUUAACCACAGGCAGGUACCUAAACAGCCUUGUCGAUCUCCAGAAAUGCUUGCCAAAUAUUGUGAUACAUUACUGAAAAAAUCUUCAAAAGGACUGUCAGAAUCUGAAAUGGAGGAAAAGCUUACAAAAUCUAUCAUAAUAUUUAAAUACAUUGAUGAUAAAGAUGUUUUCCAGAAAUUUUAUUCUAGAAUGUUAGCUAAACGACUGAUCCAUCAACAAAGUCAGUCUCUAGAUGCUGAGGAAGCUAUGAUCAACAAAUUGAAGCAAGCUUGUGGAUAUGAAUUCACUAAUAAACUUCAUAGGAUGUUUACUGAUAUAACUGUCUCAUCUGAUUUAAAUAAUAAAUUUUCUGAGUUUUUGAAGAAAGAUAGAACUGAAUUGGGGAUUCAUUUCUUCAUUCACGUUCUUCAGGCAGGUGCAUGGCCUUUAGGUCAGGCUGCUUUAACUCCAUUUUCUUUGCCCCUGGAACUGGAAAAGUCUGUACAAAUGUUUGAAAAUUUUUACUACAAUCACUUCAGUGGAAGAAAACUCACGUGGCUGCAUCAUCUGUGUCAAGGUGAAGUGAAGUUGAACUACUUGAAGAAACACUAUAUGAUCACUAUGCAGACAUUUCAGAUGGCAAUCUUGCUGCAGUUUGAAAAAUCAAACUCGUUGAGUUACUCUGAGUUGCAAGAAUCUACACAGCUGAACAGUGAGCAGUUUAGCAGGCAUAUUGCUAGUCUCGUGGAUUCCAAGCUGAUCACAUGUGAAAAUGAGGUGCCAGAUGAAACAAGUGUCUUCAGCCUUAAUCUAAACUAUAGCAACAAGCGUACAAAGUUGCGGAUAACUGCAGCUCUUCAGCGAGAAUCUCCACAAGAGGUGGAACAGACUCGCUCAUCAGUUGAUGAAGACCGUAAAUUAUAUCUUCAAGCAGCUGUUGUUCGAAUCAUGAAAAGUCGUAAGGUGCUAAAGCAUAAUGCACUCAUUCAAGAGAUUUUAAGUCAGUCUCAGGUCAGUUUCGCACCUACCAUCAACAUGAUCAAGAAAUCUAUAGAAUCAUUAAUAGAUAAGCAAUACAUUGAAAGAACACCUAAUUCAGCUGAUGAAUACAGUUAUGUGGCAUGAUGUAGGAUUUUUCUUUGGCACAAACAGUGCUGCAUCAAAUUCUGUACAGCAUUUUUUUCAAGUGUAUAAUAUAAAGUUGGGAAUUUCUUCAUCAAACUGGCUUCAUAAAUUCAGUUUUACUGAAGCAGUGUGUUGUUUCACUACUGUGAAGCUACAAUGAUUUUGUUUUCUAGUGACUGAUUGCUCUGUAUAUAUCGCCUACCAAUUAACAUUUCAUUGGUAAUUUUUUUAUAUGUGAAAUUCAAACUAUACAAAUUGUUUGAUUUUAAUAUUUGAGUGUUUUUGAGUUGUAAAUACUUAUUUGAUUUCUAUUGUAGUAAAGUAUUCACACAUUUUGUUCUAAAUAUUGUGCAUAAUUUUUAACCAAGUGUUUAAAUUUAUUGGUUACAAUCUCACAUCGAAGAAUAUUUUUGAGUGUUUUGACAUCAUUUAAAUAAUCAUAGUACAAAAUUGAAAGGUUCUGAAAUUUGUAAAUGAUUGUUAGCCACUAACAACACACAACGAAAAAAGGUGGUGCAAAGUUUUCAGAAAUUAUUAAUUUUCUGUGUUUAAAUUUGUAAUCGGGUCUUUCAAAAUUUCACAUGAAAAAAUUUUGCGAAUUCUGAUUUAACUUUGUUUAUUUGUAAAAAAUUUAUUAAAUUCCUACUUCAAAAUUAUAAUUUUCAUACAUAAUUAUAUAAAUAAUUACUUCAUUGAGAAGUUACCAAACACAAAUAAAUGUAUUGUCUUAUGUAUUUAUUUAAAUAAACUUAUACAUUAAUUUUUUUGGUUAUUUUUGCACUGAAAGUAGUUGUCUUACAUGCUAUCUUAAUUUUGUAUAUUUUUGGCAGCUAUGUUUUUAGCUGCUGAGUAAUAUUACAUACAUAAUAUAAAGCAGAUUUUUUAUCAGCACAAAUAAUUUUUCUCUCAACAUUUGGCUAAUUUUUUUUUUUUUUUUGUAUCACUGGAAACCUUACUUAGUGAUUUGAGUCAAAAGUGGUUGUUUUAAAUAGUGAACAUGCCAAAAUUUAUUGUGUAACAUUUGCUUACUGCUAAAGAUAUUUCAUGUAGUCACAAGAGGCAUUAAUAAUUAAUUAUAUGCCUUUAUCUUGAAGUUAUGCAGUAAUUUGGUCCAAGAAAAUAUAGCACAAAAUAGUGUAAGUAAAAAUGAUUCUAUUAAAUUAUAGACCAAUAAGAGUGUUACAGUAAAGCUUUUUUUAAUUGGAACCUGAAGGGACUGAGAGAUAAUUUGUAACUAACUAAAAGUUUGAAUAAACCAAAAUUGUUUUUAUGUCAUCAACUGUGUGCGGUAAAAUUUUACAAUUAAGAACCAUCAAUAUUUUCCCCUACCAAAUGUGUUAUUUUUUCUUACUAAGCAUACUGACACUGCACUGCGUAUUCUUGGUGGUCAAAAUAUUGUCCAGAGUACACUGGAAAAACAAUAAGUGCUAUUGUGUCCAGGUUAAAAAAAAAAAACAGAAAUGUAACAUUAACCUGAAGGUACAAACAUUCUGAAACAAAAAAUAAAACUUUACUAGCAGUCACACCACUACUCAUAGCUUGAGUUAUAAUCGGCUAGAUAAUGAAACUUGGUCAGGUUUAAAGUUUUUUUUUGCAAGAAGUUUCAUAUAAUAAAAUAAAUAAAUAAUACCUGACAAUUUUUUUCUAUUUUAAAUUUACAGAAAAAUAUGUUUUAAAGGAUCUUUUUUUUUUAAUAUGUAUUCUCAAACUUUCAAUGUGGGAUGAGAAUGGGAUCACAAUAAAAUAUAUAUUUUUAUGUUGUUUUUUUUUUAAAUUUAGGAUCACACUAGCCUUUGUGUUGGUACCAAAUGUGUCUAUAUGUGUGAGUUUGUGUGGAUGUGUUAUAACUUGAUUCCUACAGUGAGAGGUUUUAUGUGGGAUGUAGAGUGUAUACAGACUGGAUUGAGGGGAAAGCUUGUGGAAGAAAAACUCUGUACUGAUUAAAGAAUAAGCUUUACA
Molecule: messenger RNA, 4450 nt
Organism: Bacillus rossius redtenbacheri
Lineage: Eukaryota; Metazoa; Arthropoda; Insecta; Phasmatodea; Bacillidae
Gene: Cul2
Product: cullin-2
Exons: 15
Coding region: 260-2491 (743 amino acids)
Biological process (GO): protein ubiquitination; SCF-dependent proteasomal ubiquitin-dependent protein catabolic process
Cellular component (GO): SCF ubiquitin ligase complex; Cul2-RING ubiquitin ligase complex
Molecular function (GO): protein-macromolecule adaptor activity; ubiquitin protein ligase binding
Source: RefSeq, a predicted model, not a curated record